Messenger RNA from Stegostoma tigrinum, 6876 nucleotides. RefSeq lists its product as uncharacterized. The record is from RefSeq and is a predicted model, not a curated record. NCBI's taxonomy places the organism in Eukaryota, Metazoa, Chordata, Chondrichthyes, Orectolobiformes, Stegostomatidae. The transcript has 30 exons. The coding region runs from base 115 to 4182 and encodes 1355 amino acids.
CUCUGUUACUGUAGUAACGGGUUUAACAGUGCGCUGUGGACCGUUUGGACUUUUACACAUCAAUUAUAGUAGUUCAAUAUCUCAAGAAACUCUGAAAUUCAUCCAGGGUUUACCAUGAAUUACCAUCCUUUCAAUGUGGAUUGGCUGGACUCUAGUCUCCAAGCAACAUUAUUACCUGGGAAACCAUGGCACAAGGUAUGUGAGAAAUUGGAACAUGCUCUUGCUCAUGAACUUGAAGGUCAUUUGAAGGAUCCUGAGCAAAGACAGAUCAUUUUUCAACUACUGGGGAUUCCUUAUGUACAGAAGCACUUCAGCAACUAUACAGAUCAACUCAGUUUACUGCAAACACCCAAUAUGACGGCUACCCAACAUGAGCUUCAACUGCAGAGUACACAAGUUUGGCUACAAGAUCUACUGACAAAAGUAGCCAAACAGUGCGGUUGCCAAAGAAAUCCAGCUGGUGAUUAUUCUGGCCUGUCAUCCGAGAUGAUCAACUUCAUUGAUGACACAAGUAAUCUGGUUUUCAAGGAGAUGGAUCAGCUACUGGCAAGAGAUGAGACAAAACAAAACGAACCUGUCUCCAACUUGGCACAAAGCUGUAGUACGUGGAAGAGCCCACGGGCAGAAUUGAUCAGGUGGUGUCCUAAAUCAGUAGAGAGUAAAGACUUGCACCUGACAAUGCGGCGAGGAUCAGCAUUUCAGUUAACAACAAAUGAUAGGGACAACCUGGAGCCCAAGCUGAAUCUUCCACCACUGAGCAGUAUGCAGAGUGAAAUACUUGGAGGUUCAAUCUGUGCCAUCCUCCAAACAGAUUGUGAACAAAAGCCUGUCAUUUUUGAACGGUUGAGGGGGAAGUUGCUUCCAACAACAUUGAGAAGUUUCACCUGGCUGGAUAAGCUGAUGAAAGUGGACAAACAAAAUCAUGCCAUUACUUCAGUGCAUGUUGAGAAAACUAUUAGAGUGCAAUUUGGGCGGGUAGUUGCACGCAGGGUUUCCGAAUUGAAACUGAAAAGUGCAACGCAAUCUCCUAUUUCAAGACUGGUGGAAAAUUCUGUAGUUGAGAAAUUUGAGAAGACACCCUGCAUGCAGCCAUUUGCCACAAAUGCGCAGAUGAUUCUAGAGGCCAGUAAAGCACUCAACGUACUGUAUGUUUAUGAUGGAACAUAUGAACCCUACCUAAUCUACUGGCUCUUUCCUCUCCAGAUUGCUUUCAAACAGGCAUCAGCAAAGGCUGAACAUCCAUAUGAAUUGGCAAUGUACCUGCAUCUGCUCAUUUGCAAUCUGUUCCCAAGUUGGCCUGAAAUUUUUGGAAUGGCGGAACGAGUCAUGAAUCGUCUCAAAAAAGAAGACUCUGAAAUCUUCACACACCUUCAUUCCUGUUUCGUGAAAAACAUCCAUAUUGAACCCAAGGAAUUCUUACUGGAGCAGAUUGCUUGGGAGAAGACACAGGUUGAGGAAUUGCAUAAUAUUAGACUUGGCUCUGAAGAAUUACCUCGCAUUAGCAAAGAAUUAUUAAGAAAUCCACUAAUUGUCUUCAGGAAAUGGAUGGGAGAGGGUUUUGUCAGCAUCUUGCAUCUGCCAGCGGUGUUGUUGAUCUGGGACCAGCUGUUCAUGCAAGACUGGAAGCUUCAGGUGAUGGAGGAUUUCUGUCUGGCAGUCCUCCUGCUACAGAAGGAAUAUUUGAUGGUGGCCACUGAUCAUCAAAGUUUGAAAGAGGUAUUCCUUGUUCAUGCCAGUCACCUAUAUACAUUAGAUAUUCAAAGAUCUUGGAUUCAUUUGCAACAAGGUGGCCUACCAACUGAUAUCCCUGGAUUGAACCAACUAAAAUUGAGGACUCUGAAAGGAAUAUUCACAAAGAACAACGUGUCAUUGAAAGGUAUCACCAAUGACACGAAUCUUAAAAUCAGUAUUGGUGAGAUCCUUCCUAUUGGACUAAAGAAUAUUUCAGUAAAACUAAUAUUGUUGAAAUCCAUGUCAGAGGUGUGGCGGAAGGACUUUAAUCCCCUUGAUGUGAAGUUAACUGUUUCGAUAUUCUACAAUAACUUGAUAUUGCACUCAAAGACCUCUCUUCGUAAACCAACUCUCUUGAAUAGAAAUGAAGAAAGAACACCCAAGGAGGCAACAAUGAGUGAAAUUGCUCUCAGGUUUGAUGAAAAAUUUGAGUUUGAGCUACUUGAUCCAUCCAUAUUCAAAGUCACGGAUCCAACCGAGGACCAGCCAUAUAUGAUUAUUAGACUGCUGUAUUCUCCCAAUGUGAAAGACUUUGGAGGAGUGACCAUGGGCUGGGUUAAGUUACACACAUUUUACCAGAAAACCAAAGCUACUAGAUUGGUGUGGGCAUCCAAUCCACAGUGUUUGGUCACUGCGUUGCAUCCUGGGAAGCCGCCAGACAAUGUUCUUGAAGGAGAUUCACCUUGCAGCUACACUGAACUUGUCCAACAGGGAUCAGAGAUCACAUUGGCUAUUUAUGAUCCAUUCCUGGAAAAGCAGAGACAGAAAGCCCAGAAAACAGAUGGGGAGAGAGUUUUGUCAUCUGAUGAAUACUUUCUUUCUCGGCCAUGGGUUGCCCAUAAUCCAGCUAUUGCAUUACCACAUCCAACAAUGGUAAAUGAGCCUUUUGAUCUGUACAUUGAUGCAAUACGUUAUAUCCCAGACAAUGCAACCAUUACUAAGGUAAUUGGACGAAUAGUGCAUUCAGGCCACAGAGACCUCCCUGAUAUCUUGGCUUUCCCAGUACUCAAUAGCCCAGCGAGGUGCCCAGAGUUCCACUAUUGCAUGACUAUAAAUGUGAAGGGCAAGGAAACACUAGAUUCCAAUGUGUUAGUUUUGCUUCAAGUGUACACAAUCGAUUUUGAUACAGGUGACCUGGUCAUUAUUGGCAACACCGUGGUUUCCCUGUUCAAUGAAAAUGGAGAGUUAAAUGUUGGAGGAUUCCAACUCAAAUUGAAACAAGGGAUGCCAUCAAAAGAACAGACUCCUCUUAAUGCACCAUCGCUCAAUCACCAACGUAAAGUUCCCUGCUGUACUUUAUUAAUUCGACUUUUACCACACACGCAGAAUCCUGUGCCGCCUCCAGACUAUCUAAGUGGAUUUUACUUCACUGAGGAUGCAAAACCAAGUAAAUCAGAUCUGGAGAUUAUUUCAUCCUUCCAGCAAAACAAGGAGUUCCCAAACUCUGUGGCCGAUGCAACAACACAGUUAAUGACCAAGGAACAAAAAAACAUUCCUCCUGAACAGUGGAUGGCCUGGUACAAGAAAAGAUUAGACAAAAGGAAGCACCUUUUACAUGAGCAACCAUCAACACACCUUAGUUUAGUCCGUAUGGUUCGAUACCACCAACGAACUGGAAUCCAUCUACGAAUUUCUCAGGUCUAUGGCUUGAAAGAAGAUGGCCUUUAUGUGAAUGCUUUUGCCAGAAUUCUGAAAGGAGACAAUGCUUUGCGAGUGCCUGAAACAGCUGAAUCUGGGGGCAGUGAAGAAAAAUUCUUGACCCGUCUGCAUGAUUUUGCCAGCCUUCAGAGAUCACCUCGGUGGAAAGAUCCAACUUGGGUGUUACAUCCAUGUUGGGAUACCCACAGUGUGCUACUUGUCCAGAUAUUCUGUAUCAAUGUUAUCUACAAACCUGAUCCUAGUGGUCAGCAUCCAGGCAAAGUCACAUCACACACAGGAGAGGAGCCAGAACUGGAUGCACUUUUACAGUUGGGGUGGUCAGCCAUUCCUCUUUUUUGUGGUCCAUACGUAAAAACUGGGCUCCAUAGUGCACCACUUUUUCAAGGUGCUCCAGAUGCUGAAUUCCUGAAUGAUGCACUUUCACAUCCUUUACAAUAUGUCAUGGAAAACUGUCUGAAUAAAAAUAUAUUGAGACUUACAAAAGAAUACAGCAGCAUUGCAAUAGAAGUAUGGGAUGGACAUUAUUUUGAUAAUGAGCGUUGUGAUUUGCCGGUUAUUAAUGAUCUUCUCACAAUAGAUAAAAUGAAUAAAUUUCUAAAAGUCCAAUUGAACAAGAAGGGUAAGAACAUGACACAGCUUGUUCUUCAGAAUCUAGAUUGGAGAAUCCAGAAAUCUGGAAGCAAUCACCCUGAGUAUUUACGUGAGGAACAGUUUUAUGAAGAAGCAAUGGCAAAGGCAUUCUACACACUUGUGGAAUCAGCGCAGAUGAAUGCAAGAUUUGACCCUCUCUGAGUGAAAAUUGGAUGACUUGAGCACUUGUAGGUGUGAAGAUAGGGACAGUGACUUACAUAUAUAAAUUUCAUGACUAUGGGAGAUCUGUAAUCUCUUUGGAAACUUUUUUUUAAGAACUACAUCUAAAAAAUUACGCAUGUUUUAUUUUCUCCUGACAGGCUAUCAUUGCGCUUACCCCUUUAAAAUCUUUUUGACAAUUUUUUUUGAACGAAUGAAAGUUUUAGUGAGAAGAUGACAAAUUAAAUGACAAUAGACUUGCUACUUUAUUGACAAGAAUUACCAAUAAUUUUUAGAGGGUAACAUUUCUUGUAAUCUGCUAGUGAAGCACAUACCCCAGCAUAUACUGCUUGGGUCAAAUGGAAUGUUUCUAGGUUUUAUGCCCCAUAUUCUCUCUGUGUUAGGAAUCUGAGAUAUUUGGGAGUGAAAAGCUACUUUCUAGAAACACUGUCUUUUAAUUUUUGUGUUUUGUUUUGAAUUCUGGACUGAAAUGAGAAAAGAACUCUUGAGACCAGAGAUUAAAGGAUUGCUGCCUGGUUUAAAUGCGAGUAACUUGGUACUCAUUGUGAACACUGCCCAGUUGUGAGUUACAGCAGUCAUUGCAGAUGAACUGGAGACGAAGGACUGUGUACAAAUGGAGCUCCGGUUGGCAACAAGAAGCAAAUCGAUUUGUGGACUAGUGACCAGUUACCAAUGACAAAGGUCUUCUGUUUGCUGAUAAUAACAUGAUUGCUUCUCAGGUAGAGGAACUGUUGGUGUUGUUACAGAGAAACUUUUCAGACUACCACCAGCUCAGGUGCUCUAUCUAUUCUCUGCAGUGAAAGCCACUUUAAGCCUUAACAUACCAGUUUAUCUCUCCUUCAGUAGUUGCUAUCAGUUCUGACUUCCAGGCAGUAAAUUUGAGACCUUUUGUCAGUGAACUAGUCACCCUGUGCAGCUUGCAAACCAGUGGAAGCAUCUGGGGAAAAAAAGCGAGAAGCAGCAUUGUGAUCAGCACCAGAAUCAUCUUAACAGAUCCUGCGAACAAUAGUCACUGAACUGCUUUCCCAGUUUUCUCCCCAAACAUAAUACAUGGUUUUCUCCCUGAUGUGACUGAGAGUGCAUGGGGAACUUUAUAAGGGGAUUAGAAUCUCAAUUAAUAGAGUUAUAUGCCGAUGGUUCAUAAUUGUUUACCUAUAGUUACAGUCCAUUUAUUUACAAUAGACAUUCUUUUAAAGACAUUUGAUCCAUGCUUUAUGACAGCUUGGGUCUAAAAGACAGGUCAGUUGGAGAAUUCUGCUGUAUUUCAAAACGUUUUUAAGUCUUGUGACGACUCUGGGAAUAGCAGGGCUUGGUUUGCAGCACUGUACCUUAGUGAGAUGUGACAUUUCACAUGCUGACUUUACUGUCUGUUGAAUAUAAUUUGGAUGGGUGUGGAACUGCAGUUCCUUUUGGAAUUUCUGAAUGAAAGGCCUGAUUAAAAUUAACCCCGUAAUGCAGAGUUUCUGAAGAACUGAAGUCUGACUGCAAGCAGAAGAUGGGGACAUUAUAAGAAUCUUUUAUUUAAAGCUUCAAAAUUUUUUAUUUCAUUUCAUAAAGCAGUGUUGACAAGAUUUUCAUUGGUUUUACCUCAAAUGUUGGGAUAUUUGUUUGGAGGCCAGAAGCCUGCACAGAGAGUCUUCAAUGUUCCUUCCGUUUAGAUUAAUGGAUGAAAAAUCAUGUUUUUUUUAUAGGUUUGCACUCCUUGUGCACUUGGGCACAGACCCAGGAAAAUCUCCUCACAAUAGUGCUAAUUGAGUGAGGCUUGGAAGAAGUAAAUGGGUUGUCUAGAGAAUCAGUAUUAUGAUAAAAUAGACCUAUUCCCAGGCUUGGCUUGUUGGUGGUCAAAAAACAAAGUUGUGCAAAGUUAGUCUUUCUGCCUCUUGUUGACAUUUAAAUAAAUAUUUAAUGCAGGUUCUAAUUUUCGAUCCUGUAUAUAUUUUUUCUUUACAUGCUAUUCCCCCAGAGUGGUGAGCCUGACAUACAAUGGGUGACGUAGACAUUUGUGUUUUAUAGUGGUGGAACAUAAAGAGGUAGACAAGGUGGAGGCUCUAAUUAUUAAUCUCACUAGAGGCAAUAAUAGAGCUUCAACAAAGUCAAGAACUGUGAAAUGUACUUCCAAGCCACGGGAACCUCUCAAAGUGGUAUUUUAAUCCUUAGCCUGUCAACCAACCAUGUUCUGAAUUAACUUGUCUCGAAUAUUCUGUUUGAUAAGUUAUUUAAGACAUUUAUCACCCUUUGCAAGAAUAUCUUUUUGGAAUCUCUGCCAAAAUUACUUUUCAGCCAUUUAUAUUUAUGGCACAUGGUUCUGCUACACUGCCUUAUCUUAAAGCAGUGUUCAUGAUUUAUCUUAUCUAAGCUAUUUAGCAUUUUAUUUACUGCUGUGGGAUUCCCUCUUAAAUCCUUAGCUGCAGAGAUCAAGCUUUAUCAAUCUUUUCUCAUGUGUCAUCUACUUGUACUCAAAAUCAUUCUUUUUCCAUCUUUACACAUUCUCCAUUAUUGUAGCAUGACGAGCAGAUAUCCAAACAAUAUUCUGUAUGUGGUCUAACCAAUGUAGUCUUGGCAAUACUGAAUCAAACUCAUUCCUGGAGCAAAUUUUCUGCUAAAUGAAGUUUAUUCCUGAACUUACAGUUCACUUCUUUUUAUCAUCUUCUUACAACUUUUCUUUUUGCAUGUGUA